AAUUUUCAACGGAGUAGUAACAAGCACCAUAAAAGAAGCUGGAACCAAUUGAAUGGUCAUUAGAAGCAUCGACAAUAUGAAUGGAAAUGCCGACAGCAGCAGUGCAGCGAUGAAAUCGCUUCCGAAUGAGCUGGGAAAUUUGCAAACCCAAUCCAUUUAUUAAGAGAUUGUUGAAACGAAUCGACGUCGAGGGGUUGUUUUUGUGUUUUUAAGUGUUUGACGUUGUAGUGGUAUUCGGUGGAAUCCGGUCUCAAAAUGACCGAUAUCAACCGCAAUGGGCCUUCUUAUCUGAAGCACAACGGAAAAAUCGAGUCCAACUCGAGUGCUUCCAGCACCCUCAAGCGUAACAAUAGCUAUCAUCAGCGAUUGAAAAAGUCGUUCAGCGAGUGCGAAUCUCCUCCUAUCGUUGGCGUUGGGAACAACAAUGGUCAACAAUCAACUUCUGCUGUGGGUCGGAACGGCGGAUCCGGAUCCGGAAAGUGGAGCAAUUUGCCCCUGCAGGGCAAAUCGGCGACGACGGCCGGAAGUGGCGUCAAAUCGGACACCACCACUGCGGCAACCGAUGAGUUUAAACGCUUUCACACGCUUCGCAACAGCUACGGUGGGAAAUCCAAUUUAAAUGUAAAUAGCAGCAACGAGCAGUCCUCGAUAAAAACGCAAGUUCUGCUCCAUCAGCAGAAACUGAAAGAGUACAGCAACAAACAGGCAUCGGAGCUGAACAAUGAUAGCUACUCGACCUGUUCCUCGUCUCAAUCUGACUAUCAGCAUCCGCUGCAUUCGCACAAACACCAUCACCAUCAACAUCAUCGAUAUCAGCAUCAGCAUCAACAACCCAAGCUGGCAGCAGCAUCCCAAUCUCAAGCUCAACCUCAGUACCAAUUUCAGCAAUAUCCGAUGUCGGCAACGGUGGCGGCCACAGCUACCCUAACACGUCCUGGCUCCUCGAUACUGAAAUCCACCAACAGCUCCACGGCGGCGGCGGCAAAAGAAAAUGGAGGAGGAGCAGGUUCCGGUUCCGCCAAGAAUUCACUGAGGCGUGGUGCCGGAGGAUUAAGUACUCUGUCGCUUUGCAGCUGUGAUGCCGAAACGGAGAUAAUACCGAAUCCAUUAAGGCCAUUAUACCAGUACAGCUUGGAUCGGAAGAACCCGAGGCAGCACACGUACACGUGCGAACAGAACGCACAAAUACUGCUGCGGCUCGAGAAGGACCGGCAGCGGAAGUACGGAUCGUCCGGAAAGUUGAACUUCACGGCAUCCACCAACGAUCUGACGGUGCUGCAGCAGCAAAAGCAGACCGCGUUUGGAACGACGUCGACGGUUUCUGCCCUGACUGGUCCCACCACAAUGACAACGACUUCCGCAACGACUGGCGGAACGACGACGACGACGAUGCCAGCAGCGGUUGCAGCGGAUUCUCGUCCCGGAAGUUGCAAUAACGAGAGUGGCUCGUUCGACUAUCACAGCGUGUAUCCGGAAAACAACUACAUCGAGGACGAUUCACUGUUGGAUGACAUCCCACCACCCCCACCUCCAGUUCACCGGAGGCCCUCGUACGGCUACAGCUGCAUCUCGCAACCGGCUAAUGAAUCUGUCGGCCUGGUCGGUCUUCACUCGGACGGGUUGGCCAACGAUCUGACCUCGACGAUGACCGGCGGCGGUGGCGUUAGCAACAACAAUGGCAUCAUUAAUAACUAUCCCUCGAAUCAACCGGACUUGUUUAAUUUCGCAUCAGCUACCGGCGGCUGUGGGCCGAACAAUAAUGGCGUAGGUGGGCAAACGGCCAACGGAUUUGGGACAACGCUUAAGUCGACACUGAAAAAUAAAUCAACGACCAGAACGUUGACCAAUGCUGAUGCUGUCAUGGUGGCAAACUCCGGUAUCGGGACAAACACCGUCGAUGGCAGCAAAGCAAAAUCCAAACUAAAGAAGAGUGGAUCGAACUUUGACAUAAUGAAUAAUGGGCCAGCUUUUUCCGACGAGGGCGGGGGCGUCAAUGGGUCAAUUCCUGCAAAGCAAUUUCCACCAUACUACUUCGAUGAUAACUAUCUUAAUCACGGCCUACAUCAGCACUUCUACUAUCAGAAUCCGGUAGAUGGAAGCUUCCCAGUCAGAGGUGUGAAGAGCGAUGCUGAAGGUCAAUUGUACCUUUAUCAUCACGAGCCGGCCUCGUACAUCCCGAACUAUGACAUUCUGAACCUUCCCUCGAAGUACAGCACAAUCGGUCCGGGACACCCCAUUGACACGACGGGAAUCGGAGGUCUGACCGGAAGCAUCGACUAUGGCAACAAAUAUCAUCACGCCAGCUCAUGCAAUCUAAAUCAGUACAGCGGCUCGGGCGGCAAGAGUAAUCUCAUUAGCAGUCAUCAGCACCACUUUUCGAACUCGAUCAGCAACUUCAACUUUAAUCCAUCACAAUAUUUCGGAACCGGCGGGAUAGACCAUCAAACGGGGGCAACCAUUCUGGGAGGCCCCGGGGGUGGAUUACUGGGGGCUGAUGGGUUUACUUCGACCAUCAGUUUGAAUGGGACGCCCAACAAACAGCAGCAGCAGCAUCCGUGGAAACAUCGGCAGUGCCCUAGCCGGGGAUCCAGCAGCACCGGGUCCGGAUCGUCCAAAUGGGACCUUCCCUCACGGCAGUGGCUUGCGGUAACUUCGAUUCUGCUGAUUGCCGGGGCUGCCGGAGUGGCCGUCCCGUUUGCCCUCAAAGUUUCCGCCGGGGCGCCGCUCGAGGAACGACUACAGGUGGCCACCCAGCUGCUCGAUACAGUGCCUUUAAUCGACGGCCACAACGAUUUGCCGUGGAACAUUCGAAAGUUUCUACAUAAUCAACUCAACGAGUUUCGGUUUGAGGACGACUUGAAGCAGAUAUCACCCUGGUCCAAGAGCGCCUGGAGUCAAACCGAUCUUCAGAGACUGAAACGUGGCCGGAUAUCUGCACAGUUCUGGGCCGCCUACGUGCCCUGCGAGGCGCAACACAAGGACGCGGUGCAAAUAACGCUGGAACAGAUCGAUGUUAUCAGAAGACUGACGGACCGCUACUCGCCACAUCUGACAGCUUGCACAUCCGUUUUCGACAUCAUCCAAGCGCACAAAAACCAUCAGAUGUGUUCACUAAUUGGUGUCGAGGGUGGCCACUCGCUUGGCGGAUCGCUCGGAGUCCUGCGGAUCUACUACGCGCUGGGUGUCCGCUACAUGACGCUGACAACCACCUGCCACACGCCCUGGGCUGAUUCGAGCAACGCGGACGCCCCCAAGUACGACGUCAAGCACGGCGGGCUGACAGCAUAUGGCAAGACCAUCAUCCGUGAAAUGAAUCGGCUCGGGAUGGUUGUUGAUCUGUCGAAGGCAUCUGUUGCGACGAUGAAGGAUGCCCUAGCCACAUCGCAGGCUCCGGUCAUUUUUUCGCACUCCUCCGCCUACGCCCUGUGCAACUCGAGCCGGAACGUCCAGGACGAGGUGCUGGAGCUGGUGGCCAAAAAUCGGGGCCUGGUCAUGGUCAACUUCUACAACAUGUUUCUCAAGUGCAGUGAAAACGCCUCGGUUAUGGAUGCUGUCGCUCACAUUAAUCAUAUAAGACAGAUCGCCGGAAUCGAACACGUGGGACUCGGAGCCGGAUACGAUGGCAUCAACUUAACCCCCGAGGGUCUGGAGGAUGUCUCCGGUUAUCCGCGGUUGUUUGCCGAGCUACUGGCCGAGGGAUGGACCGGCGAAGAGCUGGAAAAGUUGGCCGGCCGCAAUCUGCUCCGGGUCCUGGAGGAGGUCGAGAAAGUGCGCGAAAAUCAGCGGCUAUCCGGGGUGCGGCCCUACGAGGACAUUCCGGUGGCCGUGCGGCCCGAAGAGCACUUCAAUUGCACCACCAACAGUUAAUGAACCGUCGCAGUAGUGGCCGCCACCAGGAACAACUUUCCAUAAGUUAAGGGAAGACCUACACUGACUUCCGUUUCGAGACAAAAAAAAACCAAGAGCACAACAACUGCGACUGAAAGCAGCAAUCUCGCAACACCGAGGACACGAAUCACAAAAAAUCUUCCGCCGGGAUAGAAACAUCGUGACCGAAAUCUUGUUGGAAUUUCUGGUCGCCAACAGCAGGGGAUUUUGGCACGACAGCUAAUUACUCUUCCCCCAACACCCACGCAUAUUCCUGCAGCCGUAGGGUCGUACCGAUUGUAGGUUUUUUAGAAAAGUAUUUAUAUUUUACGACAAACAAGCAAGUAUCUCCAUGAGAAAUGCCUUUAUAUCGUAUAAUAGUAUAUUUAAUGUUGGUUCCGAUAGCGGAAAAAG
Uranotaenia lowii is the source of this 4281-nucleotide messenger RNA. RefSeq lists its product as uncharacterized. Gene Ontology annotation, molecular function: metallodipeptidase activity. The record is from RefSeq and is a predicted model, not a curated record. Bases 256 to 3867 code for a protein of 1203 amino acids. The transcript has 13 exons. NCBI's taxonomy places the organism in Eukaryota, Metazoa, Arthropoda, Insecta, Diptera, Culicidae. Gene Ontology annotation, biological process: proteolysis.